Messenger RNA from Erythranthe guttata (spotted monkey flower), 2104 nucleotides. Lineage: Eukaryota; Viridiplantae; Streptophyta; Magnoliopsida; Lamiales; Phrymaceae. The record is from RefSeq and is a predicted model, not a curated record.
UAAAUAUAUACAUACACAUAUACGUACACAGACACAUGUUAGUAGUACCACAGAGCCAUUACAAAAUCUGUGGGUCAAUCGGUGUGUGUGUGUGUGUGUGUGGUUUUUUGUUUUGCAGCUCGUGAUUGAGAUUGAAAAGUUGAAAAAAAAAAAAAAAACCCAAUUGAAAAAGAAAUAAAGCAAGAUCGGUGGCAAGUGUUCUUUCCGUUGUCAAGUUUUGGGCUUUUUUAUGCACUUACAAUAAAGAUUGGAUUUUUUUUGUUUCUAAUACCAUUUUAGCCCAGAAGAUUUCUUGCAAUAAUUUCUCCUUACAACGAUUCUUGAAUUCUGAAUUGGGUCUCUCUCUCUCUCUCUCUCUCUCUCUCUCUCUCUCUCCUAAAAGGAAUGAAUGGUGUUGUUGAUCUUGAUUCAGAUGAGUCUGAUUUUGUAGAAGUUGAUCCAACUGGAAGAUAUGGAAGGUACGCUGAGAUUCUUGGAAAAGGGUCUUCAAAAACAGUUUAUAGAGCUUUCGAUGAGUAUGAAGGGAUAGAAGUAGCAUGGAACCAAGUAAAGCUUUUCGAUUUCUUACAAAGCCCCGAAGAUCUCGAGAGGCUUUACUGCGAAAUCCAUCUCCUCAAAACAUUGAAACACAGCAAUAUAAUGAAGUUCUGCACUUCUUGGGUCGACACCGCCAAUCGGAACAUCAACUUCAUCACCGAAUUGUUCACUUCCGGCACUCUCCGACAGUAUAGGCUGAAACAUAAGAAGGUGAACAUUAGAGCAAUAAAGCAUUGGUGCCGACAAAUUUUGCACGGCCUUCUUUACCUCCAUAGCCACGAUCCUCCCGUAAUUCAUAGAGACCUCAAAUGCGACAACAUCUUCAUCAACGGGAACCAAGGUGAAGUCAAAAUCGGCGACCUUGGACUCGCUGCAAUGCUUCGGAAAUCCCAUGCCGCUCGAUGUGUAGGAACACCGGAGUUCAUGGCUCCCGAAGUCUACGAAGAGGAAUAUAACGAAUUAGUUGACAUUUAUUCCUUCGGCAUGUGCAUUCUCGAAAUGGUAACUUUCGAGUAUCCGUAUAGUGAAUGCACCCACCCCGCCCAAAUUUACAAAAAAGUCGUCUCCGGGAAUAAACCGGAUGCUCUAUACAAAGUAAAAGAUCCGGAAGUUCGUAGAUUCGUCGAGAAAUGUUUGGCAACCGUCUCCGACAGGCUGUCGGCAUGGGAGCUUCUCAACGACCCUUUCCUCCAAAUCGAAGACUAUAUUCACGAUUUGAGGCCAUUGAGUUAUCAUCGGGACUACGAUGAAAUGGGCCCCAUGCUGAGUCAGCGUCUAUUGAGCAGUGCUCAUCAUAGCACGACGAGUUCUUUGGUCAACGGGUACAGCAAUUUCGUUGGCUAUUACGAACAAGAAAACGACUUGGAUUGCCGCUCGGUCGAAUACGAAGCGAACGAGAUCGAUUUGUUCACUUGCCACGAGGAGGACGAACACUUGGAAAACGUCGAUAUUACGAUUAAAGGGAGAAGAGGGGAAGAUGAUAAUAUCUUCUUGAGACUCAGAAUUGCAGAUAAGGAAGGUCCAGUUCGAAACAUUUAUUUUCCAUUCGACAUCGAAGCCGACACAGCUCUAAGCGUCGCGACCGAAAUGGUAGCCGAGUUGGAUAUCACAGACCAAGACGUGACCAAGAUCGCAGAAAUGAUCGACGGUGAGAUCGUGUCCUUGGUCCCCGAUUGGAGAAGUGGGGUCCACAUAGAAGAAAGCCCCACCCACAAGAACAGCGGCUGCUGUAACGAAUGCGGUUCGUCGGACGAUUUUCUCGAAGGCUAUUUGUCCUCGGAUAAGAAUCUGCAGGCGGCUCUUCAUCAGUGCUCGAAGAAUGGAUGUGGGACCACGCAUGGCCGUUUCGAGGAGAUUACGUAUCAAUUCGAAGGGUCCGAAAAGUGUGUCACUGAUGAUGAUGAUGUACAUUGUUGAAUGUUGAUGCAAUAGAUUUGACCCACAAAAAAAAUUAAAUAAAUAGAAAUUGUCAAAUACUGAUACUAGAGGCUUGUUCUUACAAGGUUGUGAGAGUUUGUCUGAAAUUUGCUGAUUUUUUUUUUUUUUUUUAUAGAUUUUUUCAUUUGGG